AUGAAACCAUGGGUGAACGCGACCAAGCCGUCGGACGGAUGGAAGCUGUACAAGUCCACGCACGCGCUGGUAGGCGAGAGUCCAGAGUCGCUACUGGCCCAACCCCGUGGUGCAGUAACGCGAAUGGCCGAGCUCUUGGGGAAGGAGAAGGGCGGCCAGAACGCCGCCCGGAACGCGAUAAACCGUGUGAAGCGAGUCAUGGACUUCAUCUCCCGCAGGGUGGAGCAGGGAGACAACAUCGCGGUCUUGCUCGAGAAGCUCGACAACGUGUCCCGAGCUGUGGGCAUGUCGGGUGUGUCGGAAGGGAUCGCGGUGAAGAAGAAGAGUGUUGACUCGUCACUGAGCGAGCUGAAGAAGGGUACUCCUGCGGAGGUGCAGUUGCGGGUUAAAUGGAUGCUUGUACGCGACCGCCUAAUCGAUGCAUCGCUUCCCGCGUCAGAGUUUCCGGUCGCGUGGCCUCAGUACUGUGACCAGAUGCCCCCGCUUGCGUGA
This is a messenger RNA of Closterium sp. Yama58-4, 492 nucleotides long. Lineage: Eukaryota; Viridiplantae; Streptophyta; Zygnematophyceae; Desmidiales; Closteriaceae. The record is from the annotation of a GenBank genome assembly.